AUGACUAUCAAUGGGUUAUUGAUACCUAGCAAAUUCAUUCUAGUUUCCUGCCAUUUCAUUACCUCCUUGAUGGCUUAUUAUGGAGCUGUAUCUAACUCCUCAUCUAUUAGAAAGAAAAUAUCUUGGCUAAUUUUCAAACCAAGACAUAUGACACCAAUUCCGAUGCGUACACCUCAGCGUAUAACUCCAUCAUUUCGUGUAUUCUACUGGGAUUGAUUGGCCUUGGCAUUGAGAUGAUAUUCAUUAUAACUGGAAUUACAAUGUUUUAUGAUACCAGCAACUUUUUGAGUAAGACUUAUCUCACUUCAACUAGUUAUAUGUUUGCAUGCGGUUGGCAUCAUAAUUUACAGCGAAUUUAUUAUAGGAGCAUGGCCUUAUUACGAAUUAUGGUACUAUUGGGCGGCAUUUAUGUAAAAAAUUCAAAAUAAAUUCUUAGCUUGUUACCAGUUCUAUUGGAAAUAGUGGCGACAUGCUUUGGGAAUAUACUUUACGGGACAGCCUUCAAAAGAAGAUUAUCAAGAAAAGGAAAUUGA
Messenger RNA from Paramecium octaurelia, 533 nucleotides. The record is from the annotation of a GenBank genome assembly. Lineage: Eukaryota; Ciliophora; Oligohymenophorea; Peniculida; Parameciidae.